CCAAUAAUAAAAUUGGUAGGCACCUACAAAACCGAGAGCAAGCUACCCACACCCAACCUUUUCUUCUUUCACCACCCACAAAAAAACUAGAUGGGGUGGCUUCAAUCCCUCUUCUCCCCAUUGAAGAAGCUCUGGUUCCGCCUCCACACCACUUCCAACAACAGAAGAGGGAUAUACAUUUUGUACGAUGAUGUGAAGUCGUGCUCGUACGAGGAUGUUCAUGUUCUGUGGUCGAUACUGGUUGAGGCCAAUUCCCCUCACAUUCUGCAGCCGCCGCCGCAGCCAUCAAAGCAAUGAGCAGGGGAAGUGAACAUCGAAAAACACUCUUCAUACCAGUACAGAUUGCAGAACUGAAUCAUGGUGAUGGCGGAAAUGAGACACACAUCCGAGCUUAACCCACUCUUAUCUUUUUGUACAUAAUGAUUAUAUCGUGUAUUUAUAAUUGUGUUUUAUUACUAUAUACACAAACACCCCCCAUCUUUUUUGGUUCUUCCUCUGUUUCCUCUGUUUUUUGGGCUUUCCCAUGCCCUUGUUUGUGAGUUUAAGCUUCUUGUCACGGUAUGAACUUACAUACUAGAGAAGAGAGAACAAAACAACAAACCUUUCUUGUAUAUCCUUUCUUCUGGCGUUUUUGGGAUUUUCCAUGGGAGCAAUGCUUAAACGGAAAUGAAAACCCUAAAAGGGGCAUUGGAUGAACGGAAAUUUGGUGGGGUG
Molecule: messenger RNA, 714 nt
Organism: Linum tenue
Lineage: Eukaryota; Viridiplantae; Streptophyta; Magnoliopsida; Malpighiales; Linaceae
Source: the annotation of a GenBank genome assembly